Botrytis sinoallii is the source of this 450-nucleotide messenger RNA. RefSeq lists its product as uncharacterized. NCBI's taxonomy places the organism in Eukaryota, Fungi, Ascomycota, Leotiomycetes, Helotiales, Sclerotiniaceae. The record is from RefSeq and is a predicted model, not a curated record. The coding region runs from base 1 to 450 and encodes 149 amino acids. The transcript is spliced from 2 exons.
AUGUCCACCAACAUACCAGAUCGAACGAAAGAUGAAGGUCAUCAGAAAAAACCAAAAGCAAUCGAAUCUUCCAAUGAUACAAUCCAAUGGCCUGCCGAUGCACAAAUACCGAUCAGCGAAAUCCAGGCUCGUAGGCGGUCAUGGUAUAGGAGAAAGAUGGCGUAUGUAGAGGCAAUACAAGAUGCACUGCUUGGACGGGAACGAGAACCCAAAUCUACCAAAGCUGAAGAGGAAACACGAUUGAAAAAGGCUCACCAGGCUCGCACAGAUCUCAUACUACAACCUUUUGUGAAGAAGGAGGAGGAGGAGGAGGAGGAGAAGGACGAGGAAGAUAGUGAGGAGGAGGAUAGUAGCCAGAAUUUGGACAUCAUUAUUCAUGGUGGUUCAGUAUCAGAUAAUGGAUUUCCAUUACCUAGUGACAAAGAAAGCACUAGCAAAUCAGAAACAUAA